ACAAUCCUCUCAUACACACUCUCUCGCUCUGCACGUGCACGCGGACACACACACUCUCUGUCACACAAACAACCCCCUUGUACACACACUCGCUCUCUGCACGCACACACACUCACUGUCUCUUACUCACACAAUCCUGUCACAAACAUGCACACUAAUAAAAAAACAGUUAUCUCAAUAGAAUGGAAGGAAUAUACAUGUCAUUAUUUUAAUGAUAAUUAACCUUGUCUUAUAAUAAUAUUGUUCUUAGGUUUGCUUCUUACAAGCAUUUCUUGCCCUAUUGGAAAUUGGUGGAGCCUGCUGCAAAAAGUAGGAUGGUGCGAAUUACCAUGGCAAAGGCUGCCUCUGACAGCUUCGAUGAGCUGACCCAAAAAAAAACAACGAAACUUGCACCAAUAGAUGAGCUGUUGCUUUUUCUGAUGCACUUGUCUGUGGGUCUGCCUCUCCGGGAUCUAGCAGAGCGCUUUGGUGUUCAUCGCACCACAGCUAGCCGAAUCAUUGUGACUUGGACACACUUUCUGUACAAUCUACUUGGUUCAAUUCGCCUGUGGAUACCAAAAGAAGUCGUCAGAGCUCUCUUACCACCAGAGUUUGCAGACUUCCCUGACACUCAAGUGGUGCUGGACUGCACUGAAUUGUACUGCCAAACACCAUCCUCUCUACUACUUCAGAGUGAGGUGUUUUCGAAUUACAAAUCACACAGUACAUUGAAGGCGAUGAUUGGCAUUGCACCACAUGGUGCCAUUACUUUUGUUUCAGUGCUGCAUGCAGGCUCUAUGAGUGACCGGGAGAUUUUCAAACUUUCAGGAAUUAUUAAAUGCCUCACACCAGGCAUGGCCAUUAUGGUUGACAAGGGCUUUUUGGUAGAUGAGCUCGUUCUUUGCAAGGUUUACCGACCUGCAUAUCUGUCAAAGAAAUUCCCAGAUGUCCAGGCAGGAUGUCCAACAGACCCAAUCCAUUGCCCGGCUGCGAGUACAUGUUGA
Carassius carassius (crucian carp) is the source of this 983-nucleotide messenger RNA. RefSeq lists its product as uncharacterized. The record is from RefSeq and is a predicted model, not a curated record. The transcript is spliced from 2 exons. Lineage: Eukaryota; Metazoa; Chordata; Actinopteri; Cypriniformes; Cyprinidae. The coding region runs from base 315 to 983 and encodes 222 amino acids.